GUGUGUGUGGGAGUAGUGGAGUUUUCAUGAUAGCUGAGAAUUUGAGUCUUAUCAACGUUAUUUGAGCUCACGAGCAGCGGUUCUGCUUACCACACUGUCUUCAUAUGGAUAUCACCUGUUCUUACUAGCUGCCGUAAAUAAACGUAUUUCUACAUAGGUCUCCAGCUCCGGGUGAGUUCUUUCGACAUGAAGUGUUUGAAAGUGGACGAGUACAUCCAGAAGACUGCCUCUGUGGGAGAGACGGAGCUCUUACACCAAGAACUGGAGAACUAUGUGAAGAGCCGUCCAGGCCUUCAGGGUCGCACACUGUGUGACCGGAUCAUCAGAGCGUGUAACCAUCAACUUGGAGUUGGGCGCCCUGACUCUGACCAUAUCAGGCAACUUGUAAAGCUGGUGGAGCUUUCCCUUCAUGGUUAUGACCGUUCUGUGACACUUGUUCCUCUGAGCAGUCCGCUGUACAUGGAAAAGAUAAUUUUUCACAUUGUCAAGAAGCUAAGCUCCUUACAGGCUCACAGUCUGUGCAGCCAUGUUGCUGGGGUGCUUUGCAAUAGGCUUGCUUCGGCACAGCAGGCCGACGACUACACUGUUCUAUUGAGGAGCUGUUUCUCUGUGCUCUGGAGUGGAUUAUCUGCUACCAAAGACAAGAAAACCCUGAGUCACCGUGAAAAGCUCCACUGCCAGAUGCAAGCUCUGAGCUUCCUCAUGAUGUUGGAUACAGAAAAUGCAACUCCAUCCUUCUCUAAAGCACCCAUAUACACAGAGGAUGCCGUUGCUGAAUUUGAGAGUGUCAGUGCAGUGUUGUCUAAGGAAGAUGCUUCUUUUCUUGUCCAGGAAUUACACUUGCUUUUCGACACAUUUCAGACCUGUGGUCAGGACUGCGAGGACGAUGGGUCUAAGCAGUUUGCUAAGAAAUCAUGUGUACAUGCGUUUUCAGAAAUGCUGCUUAUUGUAAGUAAGACUCUUUGUAAGUCUGGCCACUAUGAUCUGGCGUCCACCUUCCUGAAUGAGAUUGAAAGAAAGGUCAGAGACUGUGCUGACUGUCCGUGUACAGCACUGUUGCUUGGCAAGUGGGCAGUAGAGGUUCAUUCAACAAUGAAGGCUGGUGGGGAGGGUGGCCAGGCUUUGACAAACUGUACAAGAGCUUUGAGGUCUCUCUCAGUGAACAUGGGGGACCAAGAAGCCCAUGCCGUUCUAGAAGGGUGUGGACUAGUGGUUUGGGCUGUCGAGGAUGGACACAGCCAGGGCUUAAGUGCUCCUGUACUCCUGGCCUGGUUUUCUUUCCUUGAGGAGCAACAGGAACAAAUAACAAAGAUGCUGAAGAAGAAUUUGACAUGCCCUUCUAAGAGAAGCAAACUGCAACAGGCCCUUUGUUUCAGUAUGUAUCAAGGCUUUGUGUAUGCAUACGAGAGCAUGCUUGCAUCACAGCUGGAAAACAACGAUAUACUGAACAGAGUGCUACUUUACUGCCAAGCCACAGCUGGACAGAUGAUGACUGAGCUGCGAAAGCUCCCUAGUGAAAGCCUUCUCAUUAAAGCAGUGAUUACUGUCAGCAAUUUAGUUUGCGGAUUGUACAACAGGCGUCUCUGUGACCAGGCCUUCAAGCUAGUGGAGAUUCUUUGCAGGGAUCUAUGCAAGAACUGCCCCACCUCACUGUCUGUUGAUCGGUUGAGUCGGCCUUUCAUGCUGGCCGUGCAGACGUCUCGGAGGGCUGGACAAUUGGAGCAAGCCCUGGACUGGGUGAUUCUGUGGCUGAAAGCUCUGGGUGACAAUAUUUCUACUCAUAUGGCUGAACCGGUCUCACUGUGGGUGAAAAUAAAAAUUGAUGCAGCACGUAUCUCUGAGGAGGACAUCCGACUUAGGACACUGCGUGAUGGUUUUGGUCCUGACAUCCCUGAUGAGAAAGUUUUGCUCUGCCUUUUGGAGGAAGAGUUGCGUGCCUAUAAGGAAGUGGCAGGCGACACUGCCCAGGAGCGAUACAACACUCUAUGCGAUCUUUUGGAAAUCUGCCACGAGGAAAGCUCUCACACCCACCUACGUGCUGUUUACCUUUGUGAAAUGGCCCAAGUCGUGUGCUUCCAGGAUUUCAGCGAACAGACUGACUGCUCAGCGGUUGAUUUUACCCAAGAAGCUUUAAGGUUGCUCGAAGAGGAACCAGAGAAUGCAGAGAAUGCUGAUAGACUGAAGGACGACAAGGCCCAUGCUUCACUUUGGUUCUUUAUCUGCAAUCUUGAGAAGAACCUCCAGGAGGCCAUUGAAAGGGACAAAAAACUGAGAGAGGUGCGUGAACAGUCACGAUGUGUGGCCAAUCCCAUAGGCACCAAUGAUCUUGAUUAUGAGGACAAGCAGAAAACGCAGGACAGCAUUCUGGUUUAUGAAGGCCUGCAUUUCAACCUUGCUGCAGAAAACAAAUUGUGUAAACCUUUGGAAAGAGCACUGGAUGAGUGGGCUGCUCUUCUUCAGAGUCAAGCUCUGCCUUCUGUCAGGAACUCCAAACAGACCUGCAGCUCAAUAGUUUUGACUGCAGCUCUCUUCAGACUUAUGGGAAAGCCUCUUAAGGCUCUGGAAGCUUACAAACUUGCAACUGGACUUUCACGCCACCUGUCUGACAAACAUCUUUGUGUCGGCUCCCUCUGUCAAUCAGCCAGCCUCCUUUUGGAUAUGGGUGCCCCCGAACUGGCUUUGGCACAGUUAGAGCAAGCAGGAAAAGAUCUAACUUCAGAAACCACCAGUGAAGGACCUUCAUCCAUUUCUAUGCUGGCCCUUCUGUUGAGAGCUCAGUACUACUACAGCACAGGGCAGGUGGAUAAAGGAGUGCCAUAUCUGUGUGAGGUGCUUAAAGAAGUGAAUGAGCAGAGACAUUCCAAAAGUUGGUACCUGCUUCGUGCUCGGGCUCUACAGACCUGCAGCACUUACCUGAGUUUGGACACAACCGUGCUGUCACAGGCCGAGCGCACACGUAUCACAGAAUAUGGUAUAAAUAGCCCGGACACUGCCCUGUAUGAAAGUCUGAAGCUUCUCUGUAGCCUGCUGGUCACUUUGGUGGGGAAAGGCCUGUACGGGACAAAUGGCAGCAGUUCAGAUGUGCGCUUCAUUGACCAAGGAGAUAACCUAGUGGUGAAAUGGCAGCUGCUGUCAGAGCUGUUAAACUGCUCCGUGAAGAUGGUGGCUCUUAGGAGCAACUGUGGGGCCAUCAAUGAUGCCAGGCUCCAAUGCCUAGAAGCACUUAAACUGGCUAACAAGCUGCAAGCACUCAGCAAAUGUGCUGAGCUGCUGGUGAUAAAAGCAGAGUUGGAGCUGAUGCAGGGGGAGAGAGAAGAAAGUGGAGCUGACUUGGAUAAUGUCAGAAACCUUCUGGAGCUCUGCACAGAUUUUUCUGAUCAGGUGCAAAAGACGGAGGUGAAAAUCAAGCCCAGGAAAGGUCGGCCUGCUAAGAAACCUCAGGCACCCCUACCAACAUUGGAGGAUGACUUUAAAGACAUCCUUAGCACUAGAUGGAUUGCUAAAGAACCCAUUGUUGGGGAUCUGGCCAGCUCCCCGCCUCUCAAAGCCCAGCCACGUCGUUGGCUGCCCUCUCUGGCACAUGAAUCUAACUGCGAGUGCCCCUGCUGCUCUGAGCCCUGUCUGGGCCGUGCUACUGCUCGCUGGGCUGCUACGCAGGCUGAUCUGGUUCUCCAGCUGGAUCCCAAUGAUGCCAAAGUCAGUUUAAAACUUCAGUGGGCAACAUUAUCCCGCUGUACAAGCCUCUCUGCCAAACUUGGGGCAAAACUGGCAAAAAUGUUCCCUCCCCAUGGCCACACAAAAGGUUCCUAUAUACCAUCCUUGAUGCAAGACGUGGUGGGCCGUGUGUACCUUCACAUGGCCUUGUCUGGGCUGGAGCCAAGGCUCAACAGCAACUGUGGUAUAUGGAAAGUUCUGGAAGCUGGCUUAGCAUUUGUUGAUUCCAUGCCCUCUCCUGUGCUGAGACCUGUAAGAGCAGGCCUAAUGGGUAUUAAAGCCAUUGUAUCAUUGAUCACAUUGGCUGCCAAAAAAGGGUGCAACCCAGAGGAGCUUUUCUCAAAUGUUUGGACUUGGAAUGCACCAACAGAAAAUAAAGAGCUGGAAUCAGAGCAGAAAACUGUAGCUGCCUCUUCCUUGGUGAAAAAGUCGAAAGACACUGAUAUCCCCGACAAAUCUAAGGAGGCAAAGAAGGUCAAGACUGUCAAGCCCAAGAUUCAAGCUCCAAUAAGCUCUGCGACCAGAGGGAAGUUAUUGCCUCCAAUGACCCCAGUGACAGUGAAAUCAAAGUCCUCUGUUAAGGAGCAUAGCUGUUUUGACUUCAACACUGCCAUACCCACUUUGGCUUUUACCCCUGUUCAAAAGGUAAAAGCUCCUGGUUCAGUGCGGAAAGCACCGAGAACUGUCUCCAAGCAGCAGUUUCAUGUGUUUGAAGAGUGUUCACCUGUUCAAGAGAAAACCCAACCUGUGCCUGCUGCUCCCAGACGCACAAAGAAAUCACGUUUCAAGGUGGAGUUUAGUGAUGAGAGUGACUCAGAAGCCCAGGCAGAGCCCAAAGAAAAGCUGGACAUUCCUAAAAAACGGACAACCACUAGAAAAGCUGCCCAUAGUGCUAAGACGGUCUCUGAUCAACCUUCUGAGAACAUACAGACCAAGAGGCAAGUCAGGGGUAAAAGGAGCACUGUCGUGCAUCGGGUCACAUCCUCUGAGGAUGAUGAAAGUUUGGUGUGUCAACCCGCCCCAACAAGAAGAGGAAGAAGCAGAAAAGCCUUGUCCAGCACCGAGGCGGAAACACUGGAGGAGCCGGACAAAAUGAGGACCAUUGACGAGGAAUCUAAUCACGUUCUGGACAUGAGCAUUGAGCAGCUUAGGACAUCGGACAAUGAGACUGAAGACAGUCCUGCUUCAAAUUUUGAAAUCUUACGACGGGAUAUUUGUUGCUUGGAGAGAGAAAGCUUCUCUGAGAUGAGGAGCAGAGGUCACCUGAGAGAAGGUCCACAGACCCAGCUCUCCCAUUCUGACACCAGGCCAGCAGAAAAUCUCUCACUGGAGGAUGUUCAGUCAUUGCUCUGUUCUGCCUGGCUGACCCUUCAGCACUUCCCUUCUCCCGCCAUUUACCCGACCCUCUGUGCUCUUCUGGCCUUGGCACUGGGACAGCAGGACCCUGUGACUACAGCAAUGCUACACGCCCAGUCGGUGGGCAUCACAAGCCGUCAUCGUACAAUCAGGCAUUUAGCCAGCUGUCUCAAAAAGCUGAGAAAGUCGUCAAAUGAAUUGGCAGACAAGAUGGAUGCUCUGAGUCUAAAAGAGCUCAGUUCGACUGAGCCCAAGACUUCAGCUGAACAAAGGUUGACUCAGCUUGAAAACACCUUCUCCUUCCCUACUGCUGACUCUUCAUCUUUUCCCAAGACCCACUGCCAGGAGUUUAUCCAGCAACUUCAACACCUUCCCCCAGGGGUAACGGUGUGUGUGAUGUCCAUGUUUGGAGUAAAACCUGGACAAAUGGGCGACAGCAUCAUGCUGUCACGUCUUGAAAAGGGAUGUGAUCCUGUCACUGUUCAUAUCCCCACAUCUAAGCAGCAGCACCCCAUUAGUUGGCUCGUGCAGGAGAUGGACAGUAUUUUGGUGGAACAGAAGGUUGUGAGCUGUGUGUCUGAGAAAGCAAAGUGGUGGGAAGGCCGCAGAGCGCUCGACUCUCGAGUUGAGCAUCUGUUGAAAGAGAUGGAAGAAUUGCUUGGAUGCUGGAAGAGCCUUCUUCUACCACUUUCCUCAUAUCCAGAGAUUUCCAGUCAGGCCCAGCAUCUUUACAAAGCAUUGUCUUCAAGAGGAUUCACUGGCAGUGAGGAGAUGUUAAAGGCUUUGCUGUCUGCAUUUCCUGUGCUCUCCCAGGAAGACGUACAGAGAUUUACUCUUGGAGUUUCUCCACAGUGGGACAUGGAGUGUGAUCAGCUUCUCCAAACAGCUGUGUCCCAAGUUUCAGAGAGAGACCAGCCCCAUGGUCAUGUUGUUCUCAUCCUAGACAAGUACCUGCAGAAGUUGCCAUGGGAGAGCAUCUCCAUCUUAAAUGCUCACUCUGUCAGCCGGAUGCCUUCACUUCACUCACUGAUUGGACUGAGCCUUCAGAAGGAGACUGACUCUCACUCCAUCCUGAAGCGAGGCGUGGAUACAAGGAAGGUGUACUAUGUGCUGGACCCUGAUGCUAAUUUAGGACACUCUCAGGACCAAUUCAAGCAGUGGUUUAGCCGUCAACUGGAUUGGGAAGGCGUAUGUGGUGUGGCUCCUGACUCUGGUCAGCUGGAGGAAGCUGUAGCAACCAAGGAUCUCUACAUUUACGUGGGUCAUGGAGCAGGCGCUCGUUUCUUAGACAGUCAGAUGGUCCUGAAACGACAGAUGAGAGCUUCCUCUCUGCUCUUUGGCUGCAGCAGUGCUGCUCUGGCAGUGCGUGGGGACCAGGAAGGACAUGGCAUCAUCCUCAACUACCUCAUAGCAGGCUGUCCCUUUGUUUUGGGAAACUUAUGGGACGUGACCGAUCGGGAUAUUGAUCGAUUCACAAAAGCCUUGUUGGAGUCUUGGUUAUCUGCUGGAUCUGGAGCCUCCCUCCUGGAUUAUAUGGGCCGAUCACGUCAGGCCACACAUCUGAAACACCUCAUUGGAGCUGCACCUGUGGUCUAUGGUUUACCUGUCCACCUGCAGUAGAUGGAAUGGAAAGUCCAUCAAACGUAUUUUAAAAGCAGGGUAUAAAUGAUUUUAUGCAGUAUUUAAAAUUUUAAUGGUGUGAUUAUUAUUUGAAUUUCAUUUAAACUUUUUGCAAAAAUGAAUGUAUUGGAUUGUCUUAAUUUAAACCAAUGCCUUAUUUUUUUU
Messenger RNA from Solea solea (common sole), 6855 nucleotides. It is a transcript of the gene espl1, whose product is annotated as extra spindle pole bodies like 1, separase. Gene Ontology annotation, biological process: proteolysis; meiotic chromosome separation. The record is from RefSeq and is a predicted model, not a curated record. Gene Ontology annotation, cellular component: mitotic spindle; centrosome; cytoplasm. Gene Ontology annotation, molecular function: cysteine-type endopeptidase activity; protein binding. The coding region runs from base 187 to 6690 and encodes 2167 amino acids. The transcript has 32 exons. Lineage: Eukaryota; Metazoa; Chordata; Actinopteri; Pleuronectiformes; Soleidae.